Pungitius pungitius (ninespine stickleback) is the source of this 3054-nucleotide messenger RNA. Its product is annotated as zinc finger protein 664-like. The coding region runs from base 860 to 2338 and encodes 492 amino acids. The record is from RefSeq and is a predicted model, not a curated record. The transcript has 5 exons. NCBI's taxonomy places the organism in Eukaryota, Metazoa, Chordata, Actinopteri, Perciformes, Gasterosteidae.
ACGUCGUUAGCAUCGGGUAACAAUGGCGGAAAACUCAACGCUCCAACGCGCUCCGACGACUGGGUCAACGGGAAGCUGUAACUGAAAAGGACAACGAGGAGAUCGUGCAGCGGGACAAGUUAGUCAAGAUGGCGGCUUCAAGGAUGUCCCCGUAGCGAGGCGUCGUCGUUAGGACUGGGACAUCAAUCAUGGCGACUCACCUGGAAGCUGCUGCGCCGCCUGCAGGACUCUCGGAGUACUGCAGCCUCUGACCCCAAAACUCUUUUGUACUAAAGCUUGGUUCGGCGCUCUCCUCCAUGGGGAUUAUUAUUUAAUGAAAGUUGGACUGUAAUCUUAUUUAUUCCUUCACUCAGUGAAGCUUUUAUUUAACAAAAAAAACACUGAUAUCUGAUCCCAGAUCCAAUGAGUGCCUGAAUGAUACUACAAAGUACUAACGUGCUUCUAUUGUACUCCUUUGAACCUCUAAAGUGUGAGUUAUUCAUAGCAGUUUGUUUCAUUGACUGUCUUACUGUGUAUGACAUCCCAAUAGGUACUAAUAUUGGUAGCAGGGUAAACGUGUACAUGUUCAUUAUCAAAUAAAAGGUGCUGUUAUCACUUCCCCACUGUGUAGUAUAUUAUUUAUAGUAAUAAAGACUAUGUAUGUUUUAAUGUAAAGACUGCCAAUUAAAACGCAACGUUAUUCAUUCAUAAAUAUUAUCAAAUGCGUUUGAUCUCGAAUAAAGUUCUAGUCAAUUUUCCCGACUUGUCAGACCGGAUGUUGUAGAACUUGUUGGAGGUUGGACUCUCCCGGAAGGGUCCAGCUGCUGCAGAAGACAGUGUUGCGGUCAGCACGGCUCAGAACUUCAACCGGACCGGCGGGAUGGAGACUGAUGCGGUUUCUCCGGGCGUUCGGAUCAAAUCGGAACCGGACGACGUGGAGAUCCAGCCCUUCACGCUCCUCAAGAAGCUGUCCGUCAAACUGACCGACUGCAGGCUGUGGCUGGAGGGGCGGGACUUCCUGUCUCUUGACGAUCAUCCUCAGCUGAGGCCGAAGCAGCGCCGUCUGACGAACACGGGCAGGAAGAUGGUCUACUGCCCCGAGUGCAACCAGGGUUUCUACAAGAGGGCUCACCUGGAGGCUCACCUGAGGACCCACCGGGGGGGGAAACCCAACGAGUGCUGGCGUUGCGGGAAGAGCUACCCGACCCUCAUGAGCCUGGUGGUCCACCAGCAGGUCCACGAGCGCAGGGAGCCCUACCACUGUUCCCACUGCGACAAGACCUUUGCCCUGAAGAGGGACUGGAAGACGCACCACCGCACGCACUCUGGCACAAAGCCCUUCAGGUGCUGGUUCUGCGGCGACGGGUUUGGCGAGCAGGCAGAGCUGGGUGAGCACCUGGAGACCCACCAGGGGGAGAAGUGCUACCGUUGCAGGGUCUGCGACAAGAGGUUUGUCUCCUACCAGGGCUUCAACUUCCACCGCAGGUCGCACAGGAAGCCCAAGCCGCUGCCCUGCCCCAGGUGCGAGAAGACCUUCGGCAACCCCCAGAGCCUGAAACUCCACCAGGUGACCCAUUCCGACAGGAAGCCGCAUCAGUGCCCCACUUGUGGCAAAGGCUUCAAGCUGUUGAGCGGCAUGCGGGUCCACCGGCGGACCCACCAGGACCUGCGGGACUACCACUGCGCCCAGUGCGACAAGCGCUUCUCCAGCCUGCAAGGCCUGAAGCUGCACGACCGCACCCACACCGGCCUGAAGCCCUACCGGUGCACCGAGUGCGGGAAGAGGUUCACGCAGUCGCCGCACCUCAAGUCCCACAUGGUGACGCACACCGGGGAGCGGCCCUUCCUCUGCACCACCUGCGGGAAGAGGUUCACCCAGUCGUCCCACCUGAGGUCCCACGUCACGCUGUUCCACGUGGGCGAGAAGCCCUUUGCCUGCGAGGACUGCGGGAAGAGCUUCACUAUCGCCCACUACCUGAAGAUGCACCGGCUGAGCCACACCAAGGAGAAGCUGUACCAGUGCUCCUACUGCGACAAGGCCUUCUCCUACCACAACUCCUGGAGGGCCCACGAGAGGAUCCACACCGGCGAGCGGCCCUUUCGCUGCCGCGACUGCGGGCGGAGCUUCGUGACCUCCGGCUCGCUGCUGAGCCACCGCAGGACUAAGCACACGGGGGAGAAGAGCCACUACUGCAUCACCUGCGGGGAGUUCUUCUUCACCAGCUCGCUGCUGCGGGUCCAUCAGCUCGACCACACCGGAGAGCGGCCGCACGCUUGUAGUUGCGGCAAGACCUUCAAGACCAAAGGGGUGCUGCGCUACCACCUGAAGAGGUUCAUGGACCACCAGCCGGCCGAAUGACAAGGGCUGUGGUUACCUCCUCGGCUCCUUUCCUCACGACGAUUCCUUGACCUCAAAGGAGGAAAAGGGGUAAAGGGAGGUCAUGAGGAGCUAGGAGACAACUGUCUUCACUGAGCUGCAUAGCUGUGACAUCACUGAUGGGGAACUACAACAGAAGAUGGACCAUCUCCUCCUAGAUUCUUCCUGUGUUCUGAAGACUCAGAUUAAAAAUGAAACUUUGUUAGCGUUGCAGGAAAGAACAAAAGAAGGAAAAUCAGAGAAACUGAAGAAUUGUCCAAUAAUGCAAAAAAAAACAAAGCUACUACAGUAUCAACAUCUGCGCAUUUACACGUUAUGACAACAGUUACUGUCAUCCCCUAAGUCACUUUAAAUGACACUGCCGCAAGGCAUUGUGGGUGGGAAUGAUCUACUUUGCUUUGGUACAGGAAGCUCCAGUGUUUCCUAUCCUAAAGAAGCUAAUAAAGGACACACUGAAAAAGCUUUUCUAGAGGAGCUGAUGAAGGAACCAUUGAAGAUCCUACAGGAAAGACACUUGAGUUCUUCAGUGAGGAACCAUCACAAGAAUAAAACCACACAGAGGGAAUCGGAUUGUCUCAAACCCGUCUGUCUGUCUGGGGGACCAUGUGAAACACUAACUCAGUCCCAUGUGAGAUCUCUUAAGCUGUUUUAAUAAACUCAAUAAAACACCUUUAAGCUGAAAGGAAACUUUUUUUUAA